UCCUUCUGAGGCUCUCAGUCCGACUGAGAGACUGCAGCUCCAGGCUGGGCGCACAGGACAGCAAAUAUCUCCGAGACCGCCUGGAAAGGCUGAAGACGAGGAAGGGGCGCGGGAUGUCAAACAUUGGCCGGAAGAUGAUCUACUGCUCCAUGUGCAGGAAGGGCUUCUACAAGCAGGCCCACAUGGAGGCCCAUCGCCGGGUCCACUGCGGCCUCCCGCCCAAUCAGUGCUGGCAGUGCGGCAAGACCUACCCCACCCUACAAAGCCUGGUGCUGCACCAGCAGACCCACGGCCGCAAGGAGCAGUACCGGUGCUCCCACUGCGACAAGAGCUUUGUCCUCAAGCGAGACUGUAAGGCCCACCACCGCACCCACUCCCGGCACCAUGCCCUUCAAGUGCUGGUUCUGCCAGGACGGCUUCAGCCACCAGGAAGCGCUGGACCAGCACCUGGACUCGCACAAAGACGAGGAAUGCUACCGCUGCAAGGUUUGUGACAAGCGGUUCAUCUCCUACCAGGGCUUGAACGCCCACUGCCAGUCACACCAGAGGAGGCAGCUGCUGUCGUGCGCCCAGUGCGACAAAGCCUUCAGCAAUCCACAGAGCCUGAAGGUCCACCAGGUGAC
This is a messenger RNA of Gadus chalcogrammus (walleye pollock), 623 nucleotides long. Its product is annotated as zinc finger protein 32-like. Gene Ontology annotation, biological process: regulation of transcription by RNA polymerase II. Bases 114 to 494 code for a protein of 126 amino acids. Lineage: Eukaryota; Metazoa; Chordata; Actinopteri; Gadiformes; Gadidae. The record is from RefSeq and is a predicted model, not a curated record. Gene Ontology annotation, cellular component: nucleus. The transcript has 2 exons. Gene Ontology annotation, molecular function: DNA-binding transcription factor activity, RNA polymerase II-specific; RNA polymerase II transcription regulatory region sequence-specific DNA binding.